AUGACCGGCGAUGAGUUGGAGGCGUCUGUGAGGAACCUCGUUGAGCAGACAACGCUGAAGUGGAUCUUCGUCGGAGGCAAGGGUGGUGUCGGCAAGACGACGUGCAGCUGCUCACUCGCUGUUCAGCUGGCCAGCAGAAGGAGCAGAGUGUUGUUGAUUUCCACCGACCCUGCUCACAAUAUUUCAGAUGCCUUUAGUCAGAAAUUCACAAAGACUCCGCAGAAGGUGUCCGGAUUUGAAAACCUUUUCGCCAUGGAGGUCGAUUCGAACGCCGUUGAAGGUUCUGCACUACCGGGGUUGGAACAGCUGGCGAAUGAUAAUGGUAGCAUAGCGUCAAUGGGACGGGAGGUCCUUCAGAAUUUGAUUGGUGGUAUGCCUGGAAUCGAUGAGGCGAUGAGCUUCGCUGAAAUGCUUAAGUUAAUCAAUUCUCUUGAUUUUGACGUUGUCGUGUUCGACACAGCUCCAACCGGCCACACAUUACGUUUGCUGCAGUUCCCCGUGAUUCUGGAAAAAGCUUUCACUAAAUUCCUGUCUCUUCAGUCUUCUUUUGCACCGAUGCUCGGACAGCUUUCUGGAUUGCUCGGAAUGGGAGAGCUGUCGUUGGAAGAAACAAUGAGGAAAUUUAACGAGACUCUUGAGCAAGUCAAGCGCAUGAACGCAGAGUUCAAAAAUCCGGAUCUGACCACAUUCGUGUGCGUGUGUAUUGCGGAAUUCUUGUCCUUGUACGAGACCGAGCGACUAAUUCAAGAACUCACCAAGCAGGUAUGUCCUAUUCUGCUUCAGCACUGUGUACAAUGUUCAUUUUUACUGUUUCCCGAUACAAACGAUGGAUGUAUUCAAUGUAAGAAAUGUCAAGCCCGUUUCCGCAUACAGUCCAAAUAUCUCGGGCAGAUCGCGGAUUUAUACGAAGAUUUUCAUAUUACGAAACUCCCACUUCUUGAUGAAGAAGUACGCGGCCCCGAACAAAUUCGAACAUUCAGCCGAAAUUUGAUCGUGCCAUAUACCGUUGCAGGAACUAAGGGCAAAACCUAG
Angiostrongylus costaricensis is the source of this 1032-nucleotide messenger RNA. The record is from the annotation of a GenBank genome assembly. Lineage: Eukaryota; Metazoa; Nematoda; Chromadorea; Rhabditida; Metastrongylidae.